This is a messenger RNA of Hippocampus zosterae (dwarf seahorse), 2249 nucleotides long. It is a transcript of the gene cfap45, whose product is annotated as cilia and flagella associated protein 45. NCBI's taxonomy places the organism in Eukaryota, Metazoa, Chordata, Actinopteri, Syngnathiformes, Syngnathidae. The transcript has 12 exons. The record is from RefSeq and is a predicted model, not a curated record. The coding region runs from base 392 to 1963 and encodes 523 amino acids.
UUUUGCUGUCAACCACGCCUUCCUCAGCUUCUUCUUCGCUUUUCUGAGGGGAUGUUCAACUCGCGCUUCGGCAUACUUGCGCCACCUAUGGGUUUACUGUUCAAGCACGACGCGAGGCAGAAACACUACAAAAACGACAGAAUAAAAAGUAAACACUGUAUGUCAUUGACCAUUUUAAAAGUGUUUUUAGCUCGAAGUUUUUGUAAUACAAUAAUAAGCAGUAAGUCCUUGCAGUAGCUUCAUCGUGUUUCUAUGGCAACAACACAACAUGACGACAGAAGUUCCCUAGAACGCGCGACGGGCAGCUUUCUGGGCAACUUAUUUUUUUUCUCGCUCUAUUUUUUCGGCCAGAAAUAUUUUACUGUUUUGACUACAUCUGGACGAAGAAAAAAUGAGCGAGAGCUCUUCCACUUCAAAUUUGAGAAGACAACAUCGCUACCGCACACGAGCCCCCUCCUCUCAGGUGGAUGAAAGCCUGUUUGAAAAGAAGACACGAAGAUCAUCACAUUCGGCCUCGAAGGCAAAGGAUGUGUCGGCGCAGAAGCAGAUGGGCAACACGAUCCAAAUUGUCACCAAAGACCUCGUACGCAAUCUCAGGGUUCCAUGCAGUGAUCCUUCUGGACAGUCCAUCAUUCUGCCAUUCGCCGACUUUGAGCGGAUCACCGCCAGAUCCAAUAUUCUCUCCAAGGAUGAGAACAAGGCCUUAAAGGAGGCGCACAAGAGUAGGAAAGAGAAAGAAAUGCAGGCGGCCGAGGAAAUGAAGCGGCAGAUGUUGGAGGCCGACGUGUGCCGUCAAGAGAAGCGGACUCUGAGUGAGGUGGAGAUGGAGGCCCACGAGCGAACGCAGCAUCUGCUGGAGCGAGCACAUGCUCUGAGAAUGGAGCAGGAGGAGGAGAUUAGAGAACUCAACAAGGUGAUUCUUGGUGCUCAGUGCCAAGCCAUACGUGACGCCCAAAUCCAGGAGAAGAAGCGAAUCCAGAUGGAAAUGCUACAGGAGGAGAAGCGUCUGGAUGCCAUGAUGGAAGCUGAGCGCCGCAAGUUCCUGGACAGGUUGGAGCAGACUGAUGAACUACGUAAGCAGGAGAGGAUCAGUGGGAAACAACAAAUCUUCCAGCAGAUGCAGCAGCGUCUGGAGGAGAAGCUGGUACAAGAGGAGCUGAAAGAGCAAGAGAAAGACGAGACCAGAGAAAAGCAAGCCAGAAUGAACAUGGAGGACCUCAUGGCACUGAAGAAGAGGAGGGAUGAACAACAGCGUCUGCACCAGGAGGUCAUGCGCAUCAAUGCCGAGACGCUGAGGGCGCAGCAGCUGAGGAGAGAAGAGGAGAAGCUGGCGGACAGGAAAGAAAUGGAGUACAUCAAAAACAAAUUGCAACGAGAGGCCGAGUACGAAGCGGAACAGAAGAGGAUGAAGAGGGAGAAGGAGUUGGAGAUCGCCAAGCUGAGAGCUCAGCAGGAGAGAGCGAGAGACCACAAGGCCGACCAGGAUGAGCUCCGUGCCAAGAGGAACCAAGAGAUUGCCGACAGAGAAUGGAGGAGAAAGGAGUUGGAGAUGGCUGCCAAGAAGGUUCAGGAGGAGGCCACGCUUCGAGCUGCUCGCCUCGAGCAGGUUCAGCGUAAAGAGCAGCUCUUGUCCAUGGAGGCCGGCCGAGAGAAGGCCGAAUUCGAGAGGGUUCUGAAGGUUCAACAGGAGGCCAGCGUCAGACAGAACGAAGAAGACCAAAAGCGGCGUCAGAAGGCACUCCGCCACGCCGAGGCCAUCAGGCAACAGGUGAAGGAGCUGGAAAUGGCCAACGUCACCAAGUGUCAAGAGACCUUUAAGGAGGCGGAGAAACUGAGCGAGGAGGCCCGGCAGAGACGCAAGCGCAUCGGCGACAUCAAACGGAAGAAGCUGAAGGAGCUCAAGGCAAUAGGGCUCAGUGAGAAAUACUGCAGUCAAGUGGAAAGGAAAGUAUGGCCGUUUUGAUCUACACAGCAUCGACCAGAAAAUACCUUUUAAAAUGACCUACGAAAUACAGGAAGCAGUUCACUAUUUUGAGCAAGUGUGCGACGAUUGGUACAGUUCAGAUGUAGCGAUUCAUAAAUGCUAUCGUAGGGGAAUACGGUAUGCAAAUUGCAUGGUUGUGGAAGACUGUAAUGGAUCACAAUGGGAAUCGUCCAAUUUGAUGUUUGCACUAAAAAGGUUGUUCAACUAAAAACUUGGGGUCCGCUCUUGAUCAUCGGUGAUGAGCGAAUAAACAAAUUCAUCUUGA